GCCACCUCAAACCAUAUCGGGUUACAUUGAAUGACAGCGUAACCAUGGCAAAUAAUUUGACUAAAACUAUUGUCUUAUCCUCACCAUCCCCGGGUCAGAUAACCAACCAAUCACAGUUCACAUAAUCGCUUUUCUUGCCAGUUUAGAAUAAUAUUAUUAAAACAAGCGAGCGAGCCUGGUCUUCGGGAGUAGGUAAUGUUGAAACGACAUAGAAAAGGUGGACAACGACUGUGGAAGGAGUAAACACUUUCUCUCGGUGUACCUUGUGGGGAAUGCUGUGCAUUUUGUACUGCUAUUCAUAAACGGGACUUUCAUUUUUUCUUUUCGAUUGGAUUUUAUCCUCGUCAUUUUUGAUACAGCCUACUUUUGGAGACUUUCAUGGUCGUUUGUGGACUUACAGUGUCGGUUACUUGCUUUAAUGUCUUAGCCAUAAAAGGGGACGUGUAAGUAGAGAAAAACAUACCUGUUUAUUAACUUGCAACCAUGUCUAUGCUUCCAACUUUUGGCUUUACGCAAGAGCAAGUCGCUUGCGUCUGCGAGGUCCUCCAACAGGGUGGAAACAUUGAACGGCUCGGGCGCUUUUUGUGGUCUUUACCCGCGUGUGAGCACCUCCACAAAAAUGAAAGUGUUCUCAAAGCUAAAGCUGUGGUCGCAUUCCACAGAGGAAAUUUCAGAGAGCUUUAUAAGAUCCUUGAGAGCCACCAAUUUUCCCCUCACAAUCACCCGAAGCUGCAGCAGCUGUGGCUCAAAGCGCACUACGUCGAGGCGGAGAAGCUCCGAGGCCGCCCUCUCGGGGCUGUGGGAAAAUACCGCGUCCGCAGAAAGUUCCCCCUGCCUCGGUCUAUCUGGGACGGCGAGGAGACAAGUUACUGUUUCAAAGAGAAGAGCCGGAGCGUACUCAGAGAAUGGUACACACAUAACCCCUACCCUUCCCCGCGAGAGAAGAGGGAGCUCGCCGAAGGCACCGGGUUGACAACCACGCAAGUCAGUAACUGGUUCAAAAACAGACGGCAAAGAGACCGCGCGGCAGAAGCUAAGGAAAGGUACGAGGAAAACAACGAAAACUCCAACACCAACAGCCACAACCCAUUGACUUCUUCCAUGAAUGGAAAUAAAACACUUUUGGGGAGCUCAGAUGACGACAAAACGCCUUCAGGGACUCCGGAUAACACCUCGUCGACUCCGGCUAUGCUCAUCGCUUCAAACUCGGGGCUGCAGAUGCACGGCCUAGCGCCUCCACCCGGGCCUAGCGCCAUGCCAGUGUCCAGCCAUGACUCUGUGCACCAUCAUCACUCUUUGCACGAUACUAUACUGAACCCUAUGUCGUCCAACCUGGUCGACCUCGGCUCUUAAACACGAGACCCUGGUUGGAAAGGGACUUUCUGAGUUACGUGGAUGUUUGAGAAAAGCUUCAGGCACCUGAUGCGAGGAGCAAAGGCGAAAGGACAGUCAGGAAAAUGUGGCUCACACGGUGAGAGGUGAGAUGGUAGGCGUUUAGCUGAAAGGUAUUUUACCGGAAUGUGAUAACAUGUUAUAUUGUUGAAAACAAUAACAAUAAAAUGUCUUAAUUCUUGUUACUAUUAUCGUUAUUAUUUUAGGGGAUAGAUAUCAACAGAUACGUAAACUCAAAGUCAGGUACCCCAUGACCUUUUGUUUACACAUAGGUUUUCCAAGAGAGCCAUAUUCAGUUAGAUUUUGUUUUGGGGUAUCAUCGCUUAAGUGUUUUACUAUCAUGAGAGCCGUAUGUGAACGAUUAAAGAUUAUAAUAUCUUAUUAUUUGUAUUUUCAUUUGGAAAGCGACUGCAUGUUAACUCUGCGAUUAAUAAUAAAACAUAAACAAAUCGAUCUCACUAUAGUUUCAUAUACCCUUUACAAUAAAAAAAAGAAAUGCAUUCAUUUGAAAGGAGAACUUGUUUGAUUUAUAUUAUUUCAGCUUUUUAUUUGAAAAAUGGCAAUUCAUUUUUUGUGUGGAGUUUGUUUUUGCACAUCAUAGUUGACCAUUAAGAUAUAUUUCAUACGAUGGAAAACACCACUUGUGAUUUUUUGCAAAAUGCUUUAGAACCACACCCAUAUUUUAAAAUAUAUUGUUGACCAUAAUGUAAGCCAGUGCGUAAAGUAGCCUAGGAGGAGCAUGAUUUUCGUUGAUUCAUUAUUUUGAAAAGGCGACAGAAUGUCUAACCUGAAAAUACAUCUGUGUUACGUCUCCGCGUUAUGAUUCUGAUUUCGAUAGUAUCGUGUUGCAACAUUGGGCUAUCAAGUGGGCUAAGGUAGCCAUUAAUCCGGAUGCAAAGGCAGCCCGAUAUGAGACCUGUGUUUUCUUUUUUUUUCUUACUGUAGGCCUAGACCUGGGUCUAUAUUAUUUCUCGAAAUGUAAUGUGACCAGACAACAUUUCAAAGUAGCCUACAAAGUCUUUGAAAACGUAAAAUAUAUAUUUUCUUAUAGCCUAUAUGUUUAUUGCGCUUUCCUUGUCUUGUUAUUUUCGUGUUUGAAGAUAUAUGAUGAAGGUGUAUGGCGCGUAUAGGCCCAAAACCCCAGUGCCUAUGCGUAUUACACUUUUACAGAGAGGUUUGCUGUAGGCCUAUAUUCUAGGCCUACUGCUGUGCUGGGAUUUCGUGACAUAUUACCCCCUCCCCCCUUCCAAUAUAGGCUAAAGAUAAUGAAAACUAUUGAAAUCUAUCUUAAAUGCAAAACAAGUGCAGCAAUUUUGCAACUUGCUGAAAUGGGACAUUGUCCAUUGUGUGUGUUAACUACAUGCAUGGACUGCAGUAUGGUGUAGAUACCCACUGGGCACAGACCUCAAUUCAACGUCUGUUCCACGUUGGUUCAACGUAAUUUCAUUGAAAUGACGUGGAAACAAUUUUGAUUCAACCAGUGUGUGCCCAGUGGGUAGGGUCUACACUUUUUUGUUAUUAUGCGUGUCAGGUCAGUUCUGCCUACUCAUCUAUGUAUAUGGUGCAAAGAAAAUAUUUCUUACACUACGAUAUUUUACAGUACUAUGUCAUAUGCCUAUGGAAUAGAAUUAAAGUAUGAACCUGA
This is a messenger RNA of Salvelinus fontinalis (brook trout), 3037 nucleotides long. RefSeq names its product SIX homeobox 2a (gene six2a). Lineage: Eukaryota; Metazoa; Chordata; Actinopteri; Salmoniformes; Salmonidae. Gene Ontology annotation, biological process: regulation of transcription by RNA polymerase II. Gene Ontology annotation, molecular function: RNA polymerase II cis-regulatory region sequence-specific DNA binding; DNA-binding transcription factor activity, RNA polymerase II-specific. The transcript has 2 exons. The coding region runs from base 484 to 1353 and encodes 289 amino acids. Gene Ontology annotation, cellular component: transcription regulator complex; nucleus. The record is from RefSeq and is a predicted model, not a curated record.